Molecule: messenger RNA, 3099 nt
Organism: Hemiscyllium ocellatum (epaulette shark)
Lineage: Eukaryota; Metazoa; Chordata; Chondrichthyes; Orectolobiformes; Hemiscylliidae
Product: voltage-dependent L-type calcium channel subunit beta-2-like
Exons: 13
Coding region: 208-2007 (599 amino acids)
Biological process (GO): neuromuscular junction development; regulation of voltage-gated calcium channel activity; chemical synaptic transmission
Cellular component (GO): voltage-gated calcium channel complex
Molecular function (GO): high voltage-gated calcium channel activity; protein binding
Source: RefSeq, a predicted model, not a curated record
ACAGCCGCUGACUUCACAGGAGGAGGAGGAGGAGAAAGGCUGUGGGAAGAUGGGGACCGCCUUUCCGUUACCAGCCUGAAAAAGAAGUUCGAGGAAGUUGAGAGAAGUAGGAGUGGGAAGGGGUGGGAGUGUUUGUUGUGGAUUGACUGACUCCGCGGUUCUAUGAGAGUCGCAGGCAGUUAGCAGAACAUCCCCUGGAGCGGCGACAUGUACCUGUACGGCCGGGAGGAACCCGAGGAGGGUUCGGCGGACUCCUACACUAGCCGUCCAUCUGAAUCAGAUGUAUCCCUGGAGGAAGACCGGGAAGCUGUACGGAGGGAAGCAGAGCGACAAGCCCAUGCCCAGCUGGAAAAGGCAAAGACUAAACCUGUUGCAUUCGCAGUACGGACAAAUGUUGGCUAUAGCGCUGCACUGGAUAAUGAUGUUCCUGUCCCAGGCAUGGCUAUCUCAUUUGAACCAAAGGAUUUCCUACAUGUUAAAGAAAAAUUUAGCAAUGAUUGGUGGAUAGGACGGCUGGUUAAGGAAGGCUGUGAAAUAGGUUUCAUCCCGAGUCCAGUCAAACUAGAAAACAUGAGGUUCCAGAAUGAUCAAAAGGUGAAGCAAGGAAAAUAUCACUCCAGUAAAUCAGGUGGAAAUUCAUCUUCUAGUUUAGGUGAUGUGGUACCCAGUUCUAGGCGAUCUACUCCUCCCUCUUCUGCAUUUGAUUUAGAUGCCAGUGGCUUAGAUGCAGAAGACAAUGACUCCCCAGCAAAUCACCGCUCCCCUAUAGCCAGUGUAAACAGUCUAACGUCUCCCCAGUCUAAAGAGAAAAGAAUGCCCUUUUUUAAGAAGACUGAACACAUCCCUCCUUACGAUGUAGUGCCUUCUAUGCGACCAGUAGUUUUAGUGGGGCCUUCUCUGAAAGGAUAUGAGGUGACAGACAUGAUGCAAAAAGCAUUGUUUGACUUUCUGAAACACAGAUUUGAAGGAAGGAUAUCAAUCACACGGGUCACAGCUGAUAUUUCCCUUGCCAAACGCUCAGUGUUAAAUAAUCCCAGUAAACAUGCAAUAAUUGAGCGCUCUAACACCAGAUCCAGUUUGGCUGAAGUCCAGUGUGAAAUAGAGCGGAUCUUUGAACUAGCAAGAACACUGCAGUUAGUAGUCCUUGACGCAGAUACAAUCAACCAUCCGGCUCAGUUGGGCAAAACCUCUUUGGCUCCUGUGAUCGUCUAUGUGAAAAUUUCAUCUCCAAAGGUUUUGCAGAGAUUAAUAAAAUCCAGAGGAAAAUCCCAGGCUAAACACCUGAAUGUGCAGAUGGUUGCCGCAGACAAACUGGCUCAGUGCCCGCCUGAAUUGUUUGAUGUAAUUCUUGAUGAAAAUCAGCUGGAAGAUGCCUGUGAGCAUCUCUCUGACUACUUAGAAGCUUACUGGAGAGCAACCCACCCUCCUAGCAGCAAUCCUUCCAAUCCUCUCCUCAGCCGGACAAUGGCAUCUGCAGCUCUUCCUACAAGCCCAGCACCAGUCUCCAAUCUACAGGUUGAACAAAAGCAGGGAGAGCAGAAACCACCACCUUCAGGACCAGAGAGAACUGCUUCGCAGGAGGAAGAGAAACCACCAGAGGCAGUGAAAAAGUCCCAACAUCGAACUUCUUCCUCUGCAAAGCAUCACAAUCACCGCAGCACUGCGAGUCGGGGCCUAGAGAGACAAGAGACAUUUGACUCUGAUACCAAAGGCAGCAGGGAUUCUGUGUAUAUAGAACCAAAGGAUGAUUAUACAGAUAGCGCUGGUGAUCAUUACAGCUCACACCACAAUCAUACAGAAGAACCCCAAGGGGAUGGCACCCACAGGCAUAAAGAGUCAAGGCAUCGUUCUAAGGAACGAGACAGAGAACAGGAUCAUAAUGAACGGAACAAACAACGUAGUCGGCAUAAAUCAAAGGAUCGAUAUUGUGAUAAAGAUGGGGAUGUUGCAUCUAAAAAAAGAAAUGAUGUCAAUGAAUGGAACCAGGAUGUAUACAUCCGCCAAUAACUCUGCCUACAGCUGCUGUGUCCCUUUAGUUAGUGUGUGCGUGUGUGUGCGUGCUUGUGUGCGUGUGUGUGUGUGUGUGCGUGCGUGCGUGUGUGUGUAAAAGAAAAAGUAUAUAUUUACCUGAUCAGUCUAUAAAGUUUAUUGUACACUUGAGAUUUCAUACGAGUUGUUGCUGAGGCAGCAUGGAAUUAAAUUCAAUAUGUUUCAUUUUAAAACAUGGUACAAUUACAGAACUGCUAGUGUGAUACUGUGCUGUUAGUGUUAUUGGUUUGAUUUUGAUUGCUGCCAGCUGAACAAUAACUGUUACUAGCAAACUACUGUUAAUGUUCUUAAGCAAUGUAUAUGUGGGGGAAUAACAAAUUUUCCUGGGUAUCCAGGAAAGUUUGGAUCAGCUUCUACUGUAGUUUACCAUUCUUUUUCCUCAGAAGUUUAAUUUCUGCAUUCUCAACUUUUAUUUUUGAAUGAAAUAUUUACAAGUUUAAAAAUCACCCUGGCUUAUAUCUGUAGUUGGGGUGGGAUUGAGGAAUUUAGUCUUGCCUUACACUUCAGAGUUAAUUAGGAGAAAGUAUUUUCUAAGUACAGGUACUAUGUACUGUAUAUAGACUAUGUUUCUAUUUGUACUCUACAUUUAGAAAUCAUUUUAAAAAUAAUAUAGUUUUAGUCACUAUAUCUGCUUCAAAGUCUGAAAGAAGAUGGAUUUCCCCUUUAAUCAUGCCAACUAUGAUUGGCUCCUUUUGAAUAAUUGGUACUUAAGAGUUUUCAUUUCAACCCCUCCCUAGCUUUUGAAAUUCAGAACUUAGAUGCAUACGUCAUCGAUCAUUGGGUGGGAAAUUAAAUAUAUAAUAUAUUAUAUAGAGACAUAUAUUGUUUAGAAUUUUUUUGUAAAAUGCUAAUCUUAACUGACAAAGCGGUUUACUUGGUAAGUCUAAGUUAUAUACCAAAUACUGAAUAUUAUGUACGUUAUAUGAUAUUUUUCUGGUUAGGAAUUGCCUGAGGGUUCUGUGUUAUUGUUCCUUUGUUAUAAACUAUCCAACUUCUCCAAAUAGCUUUGUCUUAUUGCUUAAUGAGCAUAAGAUGAGCUGUUCUGGUUAC